AUGAAAAAAAUUAAAUCAUGUUUAAUUAUUUCAUUACUUUUUUAUUUACAAAUAUUAUAUAAAUUUUUAUUUUGCAAUGGAUUCUAUGUAGGUCAUAAAAUUAAUUUUCUCAUAAAUAAAAGAACAACCAAAUAUACAUAUAAAAAGAAAUUUAACGGAAACAAAUUUUUUAAGAAAAGUAGUUAUAACGAAAAUACAGUUGAUAAAUUGUCAUCUCUUGAUGAUAGCACGACUACUAAUAAUGAAGAACAUAUAAAACCUGAUAUUAAAAAAAAUUAUGAUAAAUUGAAAGAAAAUAUAGAAAAGCAGAAAGUUCAAAUAGAUGAAAUUUUAAAGAAAAGCAAAUCCAUUCAUUUAGAACGUUCGUUUUCGUUCAAUAAAGAUGAUAUAAUGAUUAAACCAGAGUUAUUAAAAGAUUUAAUUACUCAAAAAUAUAGAAAACUAUUUCAGAGGCAUGAUAAAGACUGUGGAAGUAGUGAAAUACAAAUUAUUAUUUUAACUUUUAAGAUUUAUUUUUUAACAGAACAUAUGAAGAAGAAUAAAAAAGAUUUUGCUUGUUUAAGAGGUUUAUUUAAGUGUGUUAGCAAAAGAAGAAAACUUUUAAUUUAUUUGGGAAUGAAAAAUCGUGAAAUAUUUGAUAAAAUAACAGAUUUUUUUAAAAUUAAAAAACCAUUAUUACCUAGAACGCCUGAAUAUUAUUCAAAAGAUUUAAAAUAUAUACAUUUUAAAAAUACUAAAAGAUUUAAAAAUAACGCUGAAAAAAAGAAAAAAGAUAAAUUAAAAAAAAAAAAAGAACAAACGGAUAAAAUAUUAUUCAGUAUCUAA
This is a messenger RNA of Plasmodium gallinaceum, 825 nucleotides long. RefSeq names its product apicoplast ribosomal protein S15 precursor, putative. The record is from RefSeq and is a predicted model, not a curated record. Lineage: Eukaryota; Apicomplexa; Aconoidasida; Haemosporida; Plasmodiidae. The coding region runs from base 1 to 825 and encodes 274 amino acids. The transcript is spliced from 4 exons. Gene Ontology annotation, molecular function: structural constituent of ribosome. Gene Ontology annotation, cellular component: ribosome. Gene Ontology annotation, biological process: translation.